AUAAUUUAUUUGCCCCAACGAUAAGAUAAAUAACAUACCCCGAGUUCAUUUUACACAUACGGUAAAGCGUAGAGAGAUCGAUAGAUCAGAAAAGAUGGCAUUCGCAACCAAAUCAGUUUCUUCUUUCGCCAUCAUUUUCAUCCUCGUUUUGGUUAUCUUUGAAGUGCCGGAGAUAGAAGCGCAGGAUGACGAGUGCCUAAAAGAAUACGGCGGCGAUGUGGGUUUUAGCUUCUGUGCGCCUGAGAUAUUUCCGUCGUUUUGUUAUACAAAUUGCCGUAAGGACAAGGGCGCACUAGGUGGAACAUGCAUUUGGGGUGAUUCUGAUGUUAAAUGCUUAUGCGACUACUGCAGCGACAUACCUAAUGGCAAGAUUCUACGUGGUGGAAUUUGAAUCCUGCAUGUGUAAUCAUGGUUUGUGUAAUAAUAUACGUGGAAAAGUUCCAAGUACCAUGUAAAUGGCGAAUAUGUGAAAUAAAAAGCCCGAAGUAAUGAGGCUCCCAUGGUUUGAAGA
Brassica napus (rape) is the source of this 511-nucleotide messenger RNA. Its product is annotated as defensin-like protein 2. Gene Ontology annotation, biological process: defense response. The record is from RefSeq and is a predicted model, not a curated record. Gene Ontology annotation, molecular function: sodium channel inhibitor activity. Gene Ontology annotation, cellular component: extracellular region. The coding region runs from base 95 to 391 and encodes 98 amino acids. NCBI's taxonomy places the organism in Eukaryota, Viridiplantae, Streptophyta, Magnoliopsida, Brassicales, Brassicaceae. The transcript has 2 exons.